This is a messenger RNA of Nymphalis io (European peacock), 1642 nucleotides long. It is a transcript of the gene mRpL39, whose product is annotated as 39S ribosomal protein L39, mitochondrial. Lineage: Eukaryota; Metazoa; Arthropoda; Insecta; Lepidoptera; Nymphalidae. Gene Ontology annotation, molecular function: threonine-tRNA ligase activity; nucleotide binding. The transcript has 8 exons. The record is from RefSeq and is a predicted model, not a curated record. Gene Ontology annotation, cellular component: mitochondrion. The coding region runs from base 96 to 1121 and encodes 341 amino acids. Gene Ontology annotation, biological process: threonyl-tRNA aminoacylation.
ACUUGUGAAAUAUGUCUUCCGCAUAACCUAAAAUUAUUUGUUUUUAAAUAUUGUUGAAGAAAUUAAAUAAUUUAAAAUAUAACAAAAAAAUCAAGAUGAAACAACGUGCGUUAUCUUUAUCAAAAACACUUUUACUAAGUCACAAUUCAAAGGGCUUACCUGCUAUAAGAUGUUUAAGCACAAAAGAGGCGAUUGAUCGUCGGCACCAUCUUUUUGAUCUGGAAAAAAAACGACAAUUGGAGAACGUUGGAAGAAUAGAGAAAAUCGAAGUUAAUUACAAAGGGGUUCCUAACGACUGCACAUUAAUUAUGAAUAAAGAUAUAUCAACACCAUUUGAUUGUGCAAGACAUUUGGGGGAAUGGCACAUGGAGUCGAGUGCAUUGGCGUUGCUUGAUGGUACAGUGUACUGGGACAUGCACAGACCCCUCACAGAGAACUGCACGUUAGAAUUACAGAGGUUCAACAUAGCGGAGCCGCAGCAAGUGAACAAGGCGUUCUGGCGCACGUGCUCGCUCGUGCUCGGCGCGUGCGCCACGGCCGCCUUCAAGGACACCGUGCCAGUGCAGCUGCAUAGUUUUCCAGGACCGGACAUAAGAAGUGGUUCAUUCAUAUACGACAUAGACCUACCAACCCUGCCCGAUUGGACGCCUACCCCCCAGGAGUUGCACACCCUCAGCGCGGAGUACGUCCAGCUGUGUCGGAAGCAGCUGCCCAUUGAACGUCUGGAUGUGUCCCAGGAGCUGGCGUUGGAGAUGUUUGUGGAUAACCAGCAUAAGGCUAAACAGAUACCGAGUAUCGCCAAGGCUACUGGCAAGGUGACGUUGUACAAAGUGGAUAAAUACGUGGAUAUAUCGAAGGGCCCGCUGGUCGCCAACACGGCACAGGUGGGGCGGGUCGCUGUCACGGCGGUGCACCCUCUAACUGGUUCCCCUGACAGCGAAGUGAAGAAAUUGUACAGAUUCCAAGGGGUGGCGUUGCCGACUGGAGUCAUCCUAAACCAUUUCGCGUUCACAAUUCUAACCGACAGAGCUAAGAAAUUGAACUCCGCUAGAUCUCCGAUCAAUCCAUUUGGUGAUCUGAACCAAACUCCUGCACAAGAGAGUAUAGCAGCUCGCGCAUAACGUUCAUUAUAUAAUAAUUAAGUGAUACAAUUAGGAAUAGAAAUAAAAUAAAUAAAUAUUUAACUAAAUUUUAUUCUUAAAACACAUUAAAUAUUUACAAAUCAUCAUUCAUAAGUCAGAGAGAAAUAUUUAUUAUAUAUAUUUACUAGUAUUUAUAUAUAUUUGAUAUACAAAUAUAUUUUUUUUACAUUAAUAAAGGAACUCGAAUUUUCUUAUCGAAUAUUACGGUUUUAGUAAAAUUUCAUAUAUUUACCAGUCUGGCUAGUGACGUCAGUUGGUCGUCUAUUGCGUCAUCGAUGCCAUCCACCAAUAACAAUUGAGAGACUAUCUUUGAUCAGCGUUUUAGAAACCGGUUUGAAUUUCAAAGACAAACUAUGUUGAAUCAUUUAAGGCAUUUGACAAGUAUAACCAUACAUUAAUUACUUCAUUUCACAUAAUUGUGAGCGAUGAAAAAAAAACAAUUAAUUUAAAAUUGGAACAUACUUCCAUAAACAAUAAUAAUACUAGAUUAUAUACAUGAA